Messenger RNA from Diuraphis noxia (Russian wheat aphid), 3026 nucleotides. It is a transcript of the gene Mtmr6, whose product is annotated as Myotubularin related protein 6. Gene Ontology annotation, cellular component: cytoplasm. Lineage: Eukaryota; Metazoa; Arthropoda; Insecta; Hemiptera; Aphididae. Gene Ontology annotation, biological process: phosphatidylinositol dephosphorylation. Gene Ontology annotation, molecular function: metal ion binding; phosphatidylinositol-3,5-bisphosphate phosphatase activity; phosphatidylinositol-3-phosphate phosphatase activity. The record is from RefSeq and is a predicted model, not a curated record.
AUUGUUUUACAAUUAUUUUGAACUAUCACAUAUUUCUUCUGAACAAAUUUCCGACUAUGGUCAAGUAAUAACAAUAUUAGUCAACGAGUCAACCACGACAUUAGAAUUCUCUUCUUGUAUUUAGUAUUAUUUGGUUUUAYAAUAAACUAUCGUAUUCUUCACCUCAAAUCUACUGUUCAUCGAGCAUGAGGUGUGCCAUAAGCAAUAGUAUAAAGAAACCAUAAACAAAUUAUUGCCCAUUGGCAAUCGGGUGAAGAUAUUUCUGCAGAUCAACUUUUAACAUUGGAAUACUAGAAAGUUUGUGAUAAAAUGAUGACUCAAAUGAAAUGGAGGUUUGAAAAAUUUUCAAAUAUUGCUGAUGAUUUUUAAUUCCUUGUUGGUCAUUCAUUGAAGAUCGAAGAUAUUGGCCCAGAAAUAUUUAACGAAAUAGAAUUUUUUGGUAUCAAGUAAAAKAAAUUCUACUAGAGUUACAAAACGGAACUGCUUUAAAUAUUUUAAAUGCAAUAAAAAAAUAUGAACUUGAUUCAACUUGUCCAUACUUAAUGAUUGUAUGCAGAUUGUUUCUUACCAUGCCUGUYACUGUCACUUCCAUGGAACGCUCUUUUAAUAAAUUGAAAUUAACUAAGACAUAUUUACGAUCAACCRUGUAAUAAUUAACCAAUUCAGCAGCAAUGUUGUCAAUUGAGAAUGAAAUAAAAAAAAAAAWCAAUGAUUUUGAAGACGUCAUUGAAGACUUUACUUCAAAACAGUCCAGGAAAAUUAAGUUUUAACUAAAUUGAAAAUGUACGRAUGUUGGACCGAUAUAAUUCCAAAAAAACGUCUUCUGGUACAUUAUAUUUAACAGCUACUCAUUUAAUAUUUUUUGAUACUGAAAAUAAUAAAGAAUCUUGGGUGCUAUUAAUGCAUAUAGGCAAUGUCGAAAAAUUGCCUAUUACAACUACUGGUUGUCCAAUUCUAAUAAGAUGCAAAACAUUCCUAUCAGUCACAUUUGUCAUACCAAAAGAAAGAGAUUCUCACAAUAUAUUCACGUCACUGCUUGUUCUCUGCCAACCUGCAAAAAUCGAAGAUGUUUACUGUUUUUUAUAUAAGUCAAAUUCUGAUAAGAUAUCAAAAAGUGCUGGUUGGGAUAGUUUUAAUCUAGAAAAAGAAUACCAAAGAAUGAAUGUACCAAAUGAAUCUUGGAGUCUUACUACAUUAAAUCAAGACUAUCAGUUGUGUGAUACUUACCCAAAGUUCCUUUUUGUUCCAUCGUCUGUGAGUACAUCCAUUUUAGUGGGCAGUUCUAAAUUUCGUAGCAAGGAACGGUUACCAGUACUUACAUACUUACACAGAAACAAGGCAUCUAUUUGCCGUUGUGCUCAACCAUUAUCUGGAUUUAAUGCCAGAUGUAUGGAAGAUGAGCAACUUCUCACAUGUAUACUAUACACAAAUCCAGGUAGCGAAUAUAUGCAUGUUGUUGAUACCAGACCAAAGAUAAAUGCCAUGGCAAAUCGAGCAACGGGGAAAGGUUAUGAAAAUGAAAACUUUUAUGAUAGCAUAAAAUUUAAUUUCUUAGGUAUAGAAAAUAUUCAUGUAAUGAGAAAUAGCUUGUCUAAAGUUGUAGAUUUAUGUGAACAACGAAAUCUAUCUAUGUCACAAUUUAUCGGAGGAUUAGACAGUAGUGGUUGGUUACGACAUAUAAAAACUAUUCUUGAUACAUCAGCUUUUAUAUGCCAAGCAGUUAAUAGUGGAAAGUCUGUUGUUGUCCAUUGUUCAGAUGGAUGGGAUCGAACAGCUCAAGUAUGUUCAUUGGCUUCUCUAAUGUUAGACCCAUAUUAUCGCACACUUCAAGGAUUCCAGGCGCUUAUUGAAAAAGAUUGGUUAGCGUUUGGUCACAAAUUUAGUGAUCGGUGUGGCCAUAUAGCUGGUGACUCUAAAGAAAUAUCCCCAGUAUUUACACAAUUUAUUGAAGCAACAUGGCAACUCACAAUGAUUCAACCUACYUCAUUUGAAUUCAACGAACGAUUUUUAUUAAUUUUACAYGACCAUGUAACAUCCUGUCAGUAUGGGACUUUUAUUGGAAAUUGUGAAAAAGAACGUGUUGAUCUCAAACUCAAGGAUCGUACAUUUUCUUUUUGGGGUUAUGUUGAAGAACAUAAAAAAGAAUUUUUAAAUCCUCUUUAUAGUGCUCAAACAGAAACCAUGAUCCCUGAUUUAUCACCUCAAAAUAUAAGAUUUUGGCGAGGAAUGUAUUGCCGUUUUGAAAAUGGAGUCCAUCCACGUGAGCAUGUAUAUGAUAUUUUACUUGCGACUAGUGAACAAACAAAAUCUAUUGAUGAUCACGUAAAAUUCCUACAAAAAAGAUUAUCAUAUUUUAAACGUAAAAUAACUGAUGGUGCAGACAUGGUCAGAAACAGUCUGUUCUCUAAAGAAAUAUGUAUAGAGCCCAUGAGCUACAAUAGAGAAGACAAUAUUAUACAAUCUAUGAAUGAUGCGUUUGAUGAUUUGACUGUUAUGGAGCCAAAACUGGAUGAAGCCCAUAAGGUGGCUAUUGAAUGGAAGAGUUUACGAGAAGCCGUUUCUUGUGAAUGUUCUACUGAUUCUUCUACAAAAAAAUAUCAUUGUUGGAAAUGUGGAAAUGUGUUUUGUACUCGUUGUAUAGAUAUGAAUGUUUCAUUACCUGGACACCUUAGUCAAGACCCUGUGCCUGUAUGUCAUGGAUGUCGUAAAAUUGUUUCAAGGUCAUCAACAGAAUCUUCUUAAGUUCGUUCUGUUAUUAUUAAACUAAUUAUUAUUYAAUUUUACUGACAUUUAGACCAGUUACAAAAUGUAUACUUAAAUCUGUAAAUAUAAGUACCUAUUCCAGUUAUAAAUUGUUUAUGUUACGAACAUAGCCUAAAUUAUCUUAUAAGUCUCAAAAUUUUUAAUUGUACCUAAUUUUUCUUUUUUAUAAAAAAUAAAAUCGAUCGCGCAAUACUGAAUAUAUCACACCAAAUAAUAUAUAUUAUUUAAAUAAAUGGUAUGUUAGCUUUAAUUAUAUUCUAAGC